AUGGGUGUCGCUGGCCUGUGGGAUAUUCUGCGCCCUGCGGGCGAGACGCGUUCGCUCACGCAUCUUGCCGUUGUCGACGGGUUCGAAGCCAAUCCCGAUGGCGUGCGUGGCUUUCGCGUUGGUAUCGACGCAAGCAUUUGGUUCUACCACGCAACUUACGGAAGAGAAGGCGAGAAUCCCGAGCUUAGAACGCUAUUUUUCAAAUGCACUCGGCUUAUGAGCGCGCCGUUCCUGCCCCUAUUCGUCUUCGACGGCCCCAACCGUCCCGCCGUCAAGCGAGGUAAACGCAUAAGCGGCAAGAAUCACUGGAUGGUUCAAGGAAUGCAGAACAUCAUCGACGCUUUCGGCUUUGAAUGGCGAAUGGCUCCCGGUGAAGCCGAAGCCGAACUGGCGUACUUGAACCGCAUCGGGGUCAUCGAUGCCGUGUACACAGAUGAUGUGGACACAUUCUUGUUUGGUGCCAAGAUGAUUGUGCGCAACCCAAGUAUUACCCUCAGUGGAAACCGGGCGCACUCUCUCAAGAAUAGUGCUGGGCGCGAAGAUGGAAACCAUGUAGCCACUUACACCUCGGAGAACCUCUUGAAACAUCCUUCUGUUCAACUAACACAGGGCGGCUUGAUCCUCAUUGGGAUCCUCCGAGGCGGAGAUUACCACCAGGCAGGUCUCACUGGCUGUGGUGCCACUACCGCGCAUGGCUUAGCCAAAUGCGGGUUCGGCGACACACUCUUGCACGCCGCACGCACCCUCCCACGAGAAGAAUUUCCCGAAUUCCUCGACAUUUGGCGUAAUAACCUCCGCACAGAGUUGCGAACAAAUUCGCAAGGGCACAUCGGGCGCAAGAACCCCUCUCUGGCAAAGUCGAUACCUGACGACUUCCCGAACAUGGAGGUAUUGCUCAGCUAUACAAACCCGGUGACGACAGAGGCGAAAGGUGUAAAGUCGAAAAACCUGACCAUCAACUGGGAGAAGGAGCCUGACCUCGGCAAGAUUGCAGAGCUGUGCGAGCUCUACUUCGAAUGGGGCGUAAAGGAAAUCAUCAUUAAGCGAUUCAGGACAGUUCUUUGGCCCGCGGCGGUGCUUCGUAUUCUCAGGCGCGGAGCCCUUGUGAAGGAUAAAUACGCUGACAAACUCCCCAAUUCGCAUAACGGCAUUCCAGUCACGCCAAGAAAAAGCGGACGGGAACGUAGAAUGCCUGGCACUCCUUCGUCGAUGAUUGCGAAACACUUCUCCUCAAUGCACCUCAACACCCCGCGGCGUGACCCGGCUCUUGAUUCCGACGAGGAGGAGGAUGGUGAACAACUCAUUGUGAAGAUUCACUCAUCUCGCGAGCACGCGUCGACUGACGGUAUCUUGGAGUAUCGCCUAGAGGUUUCCCCUUCUCAGCUCGUCCGUUUGUGCGAAGCCGGGGUCAAGGGGCUGCGGAAAGAGGUAAUUAAUGGCCUCGAUGAUACAGAUGAUGAGGGCGACGAUGACGAUGAAGACGGAGGAAAGGGGAGCAAGAGAGGAAAGAAGCCACCACCGGAUCCGCAAAGCCACCUGCGCAUAUGGCUACCCGCAUGCAUGGUCCGCAUCGUAGAGCCUGAGCUUGUUGACGAGUUUGAAGGGGUUCAAGAGAUGCGAAAAGCGAAGAAAACAGCAAAGGGAACAAGUGCUGUGCGCGGUAGAAAAGCUAAGACUGCUGGCGCAGUUGUCACAAAGGGGAGAAAUAGCCGAAAACCCCACAGCCUCGUUGAAAGUGAGGAGCAAGAUUCAGACGGUUCUAUUUCACCUACGCCCAAGAAACCCACGUUGAAGAAGCCGUCCAAGACCGCAAGUCAUUGUGAGGUGCAGGAGGGAUUCUUCACGACGGGCAAGAGUUCAUCGGGAGGGAAAAUGCAGACCAAAGCAGGCUUGAACGCCCGCAAGGACCCAUCGUGCCAGCAGCAAGCAUUCUCGAGAAAUGUUCGCGCCAAUCCCAACAAGGCAUCGAAUUUCAUCGUCGAUAGGAUGAGGUACCGAAGCCUCGGUUCAUUCCGGCGCCUUUCCCGAUAUCUCUCGCCGACGAUCCAAGGCAAGGAACAUCUUCCUCUGACCAAGGCCAUCAUUCUGAGCGCAGUCGGCACCGACCUCUGUUAA
Molecule: messenger RNA, 2115 nt
Organism: Postia placenta MAD-698-R-SB12
Lineage: Eukaryota; Fungi; Basidiomycota; Agaricomycetes; Polyporales; Adustoporiaceae
Exons: 6
Coding region: 1-2115 (704 amino acids)
Molecular function (GO): 5'-flap endonuclease activity; crossover junction DNA endonuclease activity
Source: RefSeq, a predicted model, not a curated record